This is a messenger RNA of Hevea brasiliensis (rubber tree), 2675 nucleotides long. RefSeq names its product KH domain-containing protein At4g18375. Gene Ontology annotation, molecular function: mRNA binding. The transcript has 8 exons. The coding region runs from base 252 to 2342 and encodes 696 amino acids. Gene Ontology annotation, cellular component: nucleus; cytoplasm. The record is from RefSeq and is a predicted model, not a curated record. Lineage: Eukaryota; Viridiplantae; Streptophyta; Magnoliopsida; Malpighiales; Euphorbiaceae. Gene Ontology annotation, biological process: regulation of gene expression.
UUUUCUGGUCUUCAAAACCCUACAAUUUUUUGUUUGCUCAUUUCUUAGCUUAAUUUAUCUCUCAUUGGAAUAAUUUCUCUUCCAAAAUUUAUAGUUUUUUGUGUUCCUGAUUAUUCCCGAGAAAAACCUAUUCAUUACGAGCCAAUUGGUCCAAAUUUUGAGAUUAAUCAACCAUUUCUAUUGCUCUUCGCACUGCUUUGUGUUCUUCAGGACAAACCAGGUGCCACUUCCUUCUUAGUUUCUGUGGCAGUAUGGAUGGGAACAAGCGAAAAUUUUUUAAGAAACAUCAAAAAAAUCAAUUCAAGCGGAAAGGGGUCAAUAGAAGAGGAAAAUGGACAAAUUCUAGCCAUGAAGAAUCUUCAGGGAAUUCACAUUGUGUCGAUACUGUUUAUCGAAUACUCUGUCCUUCACGAAAAAUUGGGGGUGUCAUUGGAAAGGGUGGAAGCAUAGUAAAGGCCUUAAGGGAAGAGACACAAGCCAAGAUUACAGUUGCUGAUUCAGUUCCUGGUUCAGAUGAUAGAGUAAUUAUUAUAUAUAGUUCUCCUGAAAAAAAUUCAAGGAACCAGAAUAAUGAUGAUGAUUCAACUGUAGAGAAUGAACAGGAGACUAUGGAGCCUCAUUGUGCUGCUCAGGAUGCUCUCAUGAAAGUUCACGAAAGGAUUGUUGAGGAAGAUCUUUUUGGUGGAAUGGCAUCUGAUGAUGAUAAUGAGAACACUAUUGUCACCGCACGGCUUUUAGUUCCAAACAAUAUGGUUGGAUGUCUUUUAGGCAAACGUGGAGAUGUCAUCCAAAAAUUGCGAAGUGAGACAGGUGCAAGCAUUCGUGUUCUUUCUGCAGAUCAUCUUCCGAGUUGUGCUGUGAGCACUGAUGAAUUGGUUCAGAUAUCUGCAAAGCCUGAUUUGGCAAAGAGGGCUCUAUAUGAAGUAUCCACUCUAUUGCAUCAAAAUCCCCGAAAAGACAAACCUCCAAGUGUGCCUAUGCCUUACAGUGGCCAAAAUUUUCAUCCUCCUGGUGGUCCCAUGACAAAUAUGCGUCCACCAGGAAAUCCAAUGUGGCAUCAUUGGAAUUCUUCUUCCCAAAAUUUGCCUCCCAGGCCAUGGAUGGGGGGAUAUGGCAGUCAGCCCACAGGAUUUAGGCCAGAUGGCUUUAAUGGUGCUACUUCAGGACAUGGUGGGGAACAUUCAGCUGAGUUUUCUAUGAAAAUUUUAUGCUCUGCAGGGAAAAUUGGUGGGGUAAUUGGGAAAGGAGGUUCUAAUGUAAAACUGGUUCAGCAGGAGACAGGUGCUAGCAUUCAUGUUGAGGAUGCCUCAGCAGAGUCAGACGAACGUGUGAUUCGGGUCUCUGCUUGUGAGGCUCUGUGGAACCCAAGAUCACAAACAAUUGAUGCAAUUCUUCAGCUUCAGAAUAAAACAAGUGAAUUCUCAGAGAAAAGCACAAUAACUACAAGACUUAUAGUUCCAUCAAUUAAGGUUGGCUGUAUCCUUGGACAAGGAGGUCAAGUUAUCAAUGAAAUGAGAAGGAGAACCCAGGCAGAUAUUCGUGUUUACUCCAAGGAUGAUAAGCCUAAGUGUGCAUCUGAAGAUGAAGAGCUUGUACAGAUAUCUGGAAACAUUGCUGUUGCCAAGGAUGCUUUGGCAGAGAUUGCAUCAAGACUAAGAGUUAGAACAUUGCGAGAUGCAAAUGCUGGAGUGGAACCCGGGCCUGUGGGACCUGUCCAUGAAUAUCGAGCCACACAAAGUUUGCCAGGUAGAGGGCCCCCACCUUCUGGUAUAAUGGGAGCUAGUAGUUCUGGUGGAUACAAGCCUCUUAGGGAUGGUGGACAGGAUUAUGAGCCUCGAAAUUAUCCAGUUCCUCCGGCUGCUAUUGGAUACUAUAAUGUGAACAGUGCUCUGGAGGCUAGUAUUUCAAAUAAUGGAGUCAGUUCUGUUUUAGGGGCUGGGGGGAUUUCAAAUGUUGGUGAGGUUGCUGGAACAAGGGUAAAGCUCCAAGAUCCUCCGACUGGUGGCCCUGAAAAUGUUGUUGAAUUGCGUCGAUCUUCUGAGUGUCUGAAUGCUGCACAAAGCUUUCUCCAAACCUUUGUGGCUUCUUCUGGACAGAACAUGAAUUCCCAACAAGUUUCCUACCAAAACAACAUGACUGCACAGCAAAGCUCCUGCCAGAAUGUGGGUGCUCAGAGGAGCACCUAUCAAAGCGUGAAUGUUCAGCACAGCCCAUAUCAAAACAUGAAUAUGCAGCAAAGCCCCUAUUCGCUGACUUCUAAGCAAGGUGUCUACACCAACACCAAUGCUUCCCAGGCUACCUUCCAAAACAUUAGUGCGCAGCAGGGCGCAUAUCACUACUGACUGCAAUUUGCGAAUUUUUGUACCAUAGUUUGCUUUCAGGUUCUUAAGUGUAACUGGUGGAUCAGCCUACCAACAGGACAGGAUGAAAGUAUAGGUCAUUUAAUGCGAGCAUUUGUCUUUGGCUCUUACAGGCGAAGGAAAAUUUGUGGCUGUGCCAUGCUUGUGCAAAUUGUAAACAUCUUCUCAAAGUUAGAGGAAUAUACAAAGAUUCUUCUGAUACUAGUAGAUCUGUGUAGAGAAUUCAAAAUUUGUUGUUUUGCACAACUGAAUAACUGAUGUAGUAUCCGUUGGAACUCCAUGUAAUUAUUAGUUUGAUCUUUCUUUCUUAUUGAA